Molecule: messenger RNA, 822 nt
Organism: Vicia villosa (hairy vetch)
Lineage: Eukaryota; Viridiplantae; Streptophyta; Magnoliopsida; Fabales; Fabaceae
Product: serine/threonine-protein phosphatase 7 long form homolog
Exons: 5
Coding region: 1-822 (273 amino acids)
Biological process (GO): meristem development; meristem maintenance
Source: RefSeq, a predicted model, not a curated record
AUGAUUGCUGUUUUAUUUCCUGAUAAAUCUCAUAGUGUAUUGCAUUCUUCUUGGUUCAAAUUUGUCAAAGAUUUUGAUGAAUGUGGCAAAUAUAGUUGGGGGUCCGCGUGUUUGGCUUACCUUUACAGGGAGAUGUGCAAAGCAUGUCGUGUAGGAUGCAUGAGUGUUGGAGGAUGCUCACUCAUUCUCGCUGUGUGGACAUACUAUCGCAUUCCACGACUUGCUCCAAAGAGUGAAAUUGCUCCAUCCUAUCCAUACGCCACUAGAUUUGCACAACGAGGUAUGGAGUAUUUCUCAUCUCCAAAUACUUUUCUUGAUGGAUAUCGUUUCAUUUUGGAUCACAUGGUCCAAGGAGAUUUUUUGUGGAGGCCUUACGAAGAAUAUCCUCGUCGCACUCAACGAGAAGCUCGAGCGUGGAGUGCAACUACAUAUAUUAUCUGUUUUCAUAUUGUGGAAAUGCAUCACGCCGACAGGGUUAGGCUUCAAUUUGGUUUUACGCAAAACAUCCCUCAACCCCCGAGGUGUCUUGGAGAUCAUCACUUGGUAACGAAGAAUGAUGUAAAGGAUUGUAAUUAUCGAGAUGUGAACAUUAACGAGAACAAUGAGUGGAAAGGUAGAAAAAACUUAAUAAUGACAGCUUCUACUCAAGGAUUCAUUGACAUCAGUGAUGAUCAAGUACUCGAAAAUUUACCGACAAUAUCUCCACAACAACUGGCGAGGUUUAUGAAUGAUGGUCCGUCGCAUCAAAACGAUGAACUUUCAAGCGACGAUUCUCCACAAAGGCAACCUCCACCAAACAUUGAGCAACCGUUAGUACAGUAA